UCAGCCAGUGGCAGGGCGAGUCCAAGGAGCGCGUCAUCUCGCUGGUCCUCACCCACCUGCCGCUGCUCAAACCCGGCAACGUGGAGGCCAAAGGCGAGUACAUGCGCCUGCUGCCGCGCAUCCUGGCGCACACCAUCGAGCACGGCCGCCACCUGGAGGAGUCCCGCCAGCUCCUCUCCUACGCCCUCAUCCACCCUGCCACCUCGCUGGAGGACCGCUCCGCCCUGGCGCUCUGGCUCAACCACCUGGAGGAGAGGGCGGCGGCUCGGGGAGACUCGCUGGAGAGGCCUCCUCUCUCUGGGGGGCAGCAGCAGCAGCAGCACCACCACCACCACCAGCAGUCCACGCCUCCCUCCAUUCCUCCCCUCCUCGGGCUCCUCCUCCUCCACCAACACCUCGUCGUCGGGCAACCCCUACUCCUUGCACCUCCACCAGCGCUACGGCUCGGACGACCGGCUCAACGGCUGGCAGAGCGCCAGGGACUCGGGGCCGGGGGGCUGGCAGCAGCAGCAGGGCUGUGAGAACGGGCACCUCCUGCUCUACCCGUCCUCCUCCGUGCCGACAACCAUCAACGCCGUGGGAACCGGUGGAGCCCCGCCGAGUGGAGGCGGCAGCCAGCAGCACAGUCCCCUGAAGCGCUCCGUGUCGCUCACGCCUCCCAUGAGCGGCCCUAGCAACCAGCCGCUGGGCCCCGUCUGGCUGUCCCAGGAGGACCUGCGGGCCGCCAGGGGUCCGGCCCCGGACCACGCGCCCCUCUCGCCCCAGAGCAGCAUCGCCUCUUCGGGCAGCGGCGGCAGCGAGCACCUGGAGGAGGCCGGCUUGGGAGGCGGCUCGGGCCUCCAUCGCAGCUCCUUCCACGACGACGGCAGCGGCAUGAGGGAUGUUCCUGCCUGGCUGAAGAGUCUCCGUCUCCAUAAGUACGCCGCUCUCUUCUCCACCAUGACCUACGACGAGAUGAUGUCGCUGACCGAAGAACAGCUGGAGAAGGUCACCAAAGGAGCGCGACACAAGAUUGUCAUCAGCAUCCUGAAGCUCAAAGAGCGGCAGAACCUGCUGCGCAGCUUGGAAAAGGACGUGUUGGAGGGCAGUAACCUGCGCACUCCGCUGCAGGAGCUCCACCAGAUGAUCGCGACGCCCAUCAAGGCCUUCGGCGGCGGCGAGGGGGCCUCCCUGCAGCGCUCCCUGCUGGGCCACGAGGGCAAAAGCGCGGCACCCGGCGCCCACCUGACCGGGGUGGGCGGAGGGGAGGCGGAGUCGGGCGGCAGCAUCAUCGCCGAAGGGGAUCUACCCGGCCAGUUCACUCGCGUCAUGGGCAAAGUUUGUACCCAGCUGCUGGUGUCCAGGUCAGACGAGGACAACAUCAGCUCCUACCUGCAGCUCAUCGACAAGUGCCUUGUCCACGAGUCCUUCACCGAGGCGCAGAAGAAGAGGCUGUUGUCAUGGAAACAACAGGUCCAGAGGCUGUUCCGGUCCAUUCCAAGGAAAACCAUCCUCGACUUAGCGGGGUACCGAUCGCAGAGGAGCCGGUUCGGCCAGUCCAACUCCCUCCCCACCGCUGGCUGUGUCGGGGGCGGCGUGUCGGCCCGGAGGAGCCUUCGUCAGUUCCAGAUGCCCUCCAGGAGUCUGCCCGGCGCCCGCCCCCUGCUGGGCAGCGGGGGGCUGCUGGGGCCGACGCCUCGCAGCUCCAGCAGCAUCCCCACGGGCCCCAAGCAGGGGAGACAGGGCCUCUGGUUCGCUAACCCCGGAGGAAGCAACAGCAUGCCGAGCCGGACGCACAGCUCGGUGCAGAGGACCCGCUCCCUGCCGGUCCACACCACGCCACAAACCAUGGUCAUGUUCCAUCACGCCGAUCUCCAGCUGCCGGUGACGGAGCCGGACAUCAACAACCGCCUGGAGUCUCUGUGUCUGAGUAUGACGGAGCACGCCUUGGGAGACGGCGCCGACCGCACAUCAACCAUAUGAGUGGAGGACGUGAGUGAGGCGGCGCUGGUUCAGGAGGUUCUCUCUCUCCACCGGCCCUUCUGAUACCCCCCCACCCCACCCUCAUCCCCCUCACCCCCCUCCCCCCUCAACCAGAGAGAGAUACGACCGACGUAAACACACCUCCUGCUGCCGUGUGCCAACGGGCCAGCAGAAAGGAGUCGCCAGGCCAUGGAUCAGGGUGCCCCCUACACCAUCAUCAACCCCCCCCGCACAUGGACCACAGGUCGCGGGGUCCUUCAGGCCCGUUACUGUACCUCAGACCCCAAAACGAGCCAGAAGGACGUUUGUCCGAGAGGAACGAGCUCCCGGUCAGGAUCCUCUCACCAAGGAUCCAAAAAGAAACAGAAGUCCUGUAUUUGUGUUGUGUGUAUUUAUUGUUUACAUAAUGAUGCUACUUUCAAAAGGGUACAGAAACGAAUUUCAGGUUAUGAGUCGUGUCAUAUUUGGCCGCCCACCAGCUUUACGUCCCGCGAGUAGCCGCCGUGCUAGUUUACAACAAACGUGCUCAUCCUUUAUUUUCACAGCCAGCAGAGAAAGACGUUGGCUUGGAGAGACGAGGAGGAUGUGGAGGAGGAUGUGGAGGAGGAGGAGGAGGAGGAGGAGGACAUGUGUGAGGAGGGCUGAGAGGAAGAGGUUAAGAAGGACACAGGAAGUGGCAGAAGAAAGAAAGGCGCUGAGGCGACACUGGAAAGGGAAGCGGAUGUUUUAAACAGAAAGACGUUGGGGGCGGGACCUCCGAUUGGACGAAGGUGAUUGAGGAUGAUGAUGUCAUGUGGUCGAGUGUAGGAGGACGCGAGUUGGUCUCCGGUCCGUCACGCAUUGUUGAUGGACUAUGAACUCUUUGACGGCACCGUGCGCUCAAAGUGUGUUUGUGUGUUUUUUUUUACACGCGUGUGGGAGAUUAAUGUCCACGCGUUGGACGCAGGGUUCAGUCUUCUUCUUCUUCUUCUGGAGGAGCUGCGUCUCUCACAAGCCGCUCGUCAGAUGUGAGAACUGUCGCGUCGCGUCGCCCCGUCAGUCCAUGAAGGGUCUCUUUGGUUUCCCCAGAGACGCCUCGGUGGCGCCCGUCGCCCCUGCUGGCCGAACGCGCUCACUGCAGGUCGAUAUCACAGCGGCUCAAGUGGGAUUUACUCUUUCUUUCUUUUAUUCUUAACCUCACGGUUACUCUUUGCCUUAAUAUUUAUCCUCACUUUAUUGUGACUUUAUUAAGAAAAAAUAUAAGGGAAUAAGCUGGUUAGGACCCCCCCCCCCCCUUAGCGCCGCGAGUCCUGAUUGAUUGAUCAUUAUUAUUAUUGUCUAGUUUCUUUCAUUAGUUUGCUGCAAUUCCGUAGUGAACGUCCUCUUGUGUCCCUCACGUGAUACAGUGCGGGACACAAGCGGCGGGCGGCCAUGUUGGAUCCCGAUGCUCUAAAAGUCUAAUAUUUAUACUUUUACAACCUUUCAGGUUCAUUUUUGUUAUUUAAAUGAAGCGGUGGUUUCUGUAAAGAUCUGCAGACCUACGAGUGAACGUCGGCACGAUGUUUGUUGCGAUGGUUCACCUUCUCAAGUAAUGGAAACUACUGCCGACCUACAAGUUUCAGAAAAAUGCAAACACUACAUUCAACUUUAAAUACUGAGCCUUGACGUGUGUUUGUAAAAACAACAGGGGGGCGGAGCCCAGAACAAACAAAGAAAACACCGUCUCCAGAGAGACUGUGAUGACUGCGAAGUUACCUGAAGGCCGCCGUCGUUCUUUGUUUGGGAAAAGGUGAAUUCAGUUGGCUUCAGUCUGCAGCCCCGCCCACUAGAGGUUUUAAGGAGUUACGCCCCGCCCACUAGGAGUUAAAGAGUUACGCCCCGCCCACUAGAGGAGUUAAAGCGCUGCGCCCCCCCCCCCCACUAGAGGAGUUAAACAGUUACGCCCCGCCCACUAGAGGAAUUAAAUAGUUACGCCCCGCCCACUAGAGGCUUCAAGGAGUUACACCCCGCCCACUAGAGACUUUAAAGAGUUACGCCCCGCCCGCUAUAUGCUUUAAUGAGUUACGCCCCGCCCACAAAGCUCCCGUGUGGAUCAUGAACCCGAACUUAAAGUAGAUCCAAUUAUUUAUUCUGUUUUCAGUUUUUUCCCCUGUGUAGGUGAUGCUUGUUCCUCAUUUCGGUGUAUUCUUAUUUAAAGUACCGUUUGUAUUAACACGCUAUGGCUGGUGACCAUACGUACAUCUCAAAUAUUAACAUCGUCCACUUCUUCUUUCGUUUGUUGUUGUUGAGCUAUAAUCUGGUUUUGUAUCCGAUAUCAGCGCCUCGUUGAGGCGAAGCGGCGCAGAAGUGUUUAGUUAAAAACCUCACGUAUAAAGAGGCCGCGCGUUGUUGAUUUAUUAACCCAAUAUAUAGUUUCAUAUUCUGAAGAAAGCAGCUGCUCACUGAGGUUUUUUCUUUUUACUCAAACAAACUGGAGGAAGUCGUUCAGCUCCGGCCGGGGACUAUUUCCAGCGGCGGAAGGAUCCACACGUGGUGACGAUGAUGAGUACAGUGAUGAAGAACAGUGAGACUCAUCCGGGCGUUUCCAUGGAGAUCCGCCAGGCUUCGGGUGCGUUCACUGUCCACUCCUUUGGUGGGAUUCGCUGCCUUCGGCGAUGUGAUCGAAGGGACAAUCGUCGCAGUAUUUUAUUUCGCUGUGACGUCACGCUGGAGCCACAACGGCGCUGAUGCAAAGUUACUAACGUGUGUGUAGAGUUCUCUUCAAACCAAACGCUUCGUUGUUUAGUCUGUUGUUCUGCCGGAAGGCGUCUAACUCCCGCUGCAGUAUUAACACGUAGAGGACGCCAUGAUGUCAUGUACUUUAAAGUGUCUUUAUUUCUGCGGUCCUCGUCGACGUGGGACGGACGUGGGACGCCAAGACUUUCUCUUUUCUUUUUAUUGUUUUGUAAAUUCAGCUGUAACGCUUCUCGUUUUACUCAAAGAGCCGAUGUCCUGUAUUGACUGCAGGCUUACGUAUAUAUUUGACAAAAGAAUAUUGUAUGUUUAAUAAUAAAAAAACUCAAAAAUGACCAAAAAAUUGUGAAAAAGAAGAAAGCGGAGGAGGGGAUUGAAAUAAAGUGUAAUUUAUACUUUGAAUCUGCAUGGGUCGUAUUUAGAAGAACUAAUGGCAGUGCCUUGUUUUGUACUCGAGGGGUAAAAGUGUUUUUUAUACAGACGUCGAAAAGAGAAACCUUUAAAUCACGUUAUUGAUCUUCAUACAGGAAGAAGAACACAGCGGAUAACGUGAGUCAGAGACAAAUACAAAAUAAAUAAGUCUGUCGUCACGGCAACGGUCCGAAACCCCAAACAAUAACGAAUAGUUAGCAAACAUAUGGAGCGUCGAUUUACACUGUUUACACUACACGACUGUUUGUUGUCCUCUUAUGUUGUUGUAAGUUAUUGAUCCGUCAGCAGGAUCGAUAAAUAAUCAUAUUCAUCAAUAUGUGUCUUUUGUUUUCCGUCCUGCUAAUAUCACAAAUACUACACAUACCUUUGUAUAGUAUGUACACCAGGAUCAGCCUCGGGGCGCAGUGGGACUCAUUGGAGGAAAUCCAGAAUUCAGGAUCAGGAUCAAAGUGACAAUUUAAUGAAAAAAGGUUUGUUUUGAUUUAAAAUGUGUAAAUGUGGAGCCGUCGUUCUUCAUAACAUCGGAGGUGAUGUCACGAAACAUCUCUGAUCGACGCGUGUCAUCAGACGUGUGGCGAGUUCUUUGUGUCACGCGUUCUGCAGCACCACGACGAGAACAACAACUUCCUGUAAACAACACAACAAACACAAAGACACACGUCUGUGUUAAUAAACCAGGGGAAGCUGAAA
Gasterosteus aculeatus aculeatus (three-spined stickleback) is the source of this 5796-nucleotide messenger RNA. The record is from RefSeq and is a predicted model, not a curated record. Lineage: Eukaryota; Metazoa; Chordata; Actinopteri; Perciformes; Gasterosteidae.